GAGAGGCGGGGUCAUUCGUCAAGUACCGUCUUCCUCGAGCAAAGACACGAAGCGCCCCUCCCUCCGCGCGCCCCGCCGAUUCAGAGGCGAGCACACCCACCCAGUCACCCACUCCGCGUUAACGCAGCGGAGCUCCUGGCCAUCGCCGAACCGAGAAGAUGGCAGAGCGGCAACAGCAGAAGCACGAAGGCAGGGUGAAGAUCGGCCAUUACAUCCUUGGUGACACGCUCGGAGUGGGGACCUUCGGCAAAGUAAAGAUUGGGGAGCACCAGUUGACGGGCCAUAAAGUGGCAGUGAAGAUCCUGAACAGGCAAAGAAUCCGCAGCCUGGAUGUGGUGGGCAAAAUCAAACGGGAGAUCCAGAAUCUGAAACUAUUCCGCCACCCUCACAUCAUCAAGCUGUAUCAAGUGAUAAGCACGCCGACCGAUUUCUUCAUGGUCAUGGAAUAUGUGUCUGGCGGAGAGCUUUUUGACUAUAUCUGCAAACAUGGACGGGUGGGGGACGUGGAGGCUCGCCGUCUUUUCCAGCAGAUUAUCUCGGCUGUGGAUUACUGCCACAGACACAUGGUGGUCCACCGGGACCUCAAGCCUGAGAAUGUUCUGUUGGAUGCCAGCAAGAAUGCUAAAAUCGCUGACUUUGGUCUGUCCAACAUGAUGUCCGACGGCGAGUUCUUAAGGACGAGCUGUGGUUCGCCCAACUAUGCCGCCCCGGAGGUCAUCUCGGGAAGGCUCUACGCGGGCCCGGAAGUUGACAUCUGGAGCAGCGGCGUGAUCCUGUACGCCCUGCUGUGCGGCACGCUGCCCUUCGAUGACGAGCACGUGCCCACGCUGUUCAAGAAGAUCCGAGGGGGCGUCUUCUACAUCCCCGAGUACCUGACGCGCUCGGUGGCGUCGCUGCUGAUGCACAUGCUGCAGGUGGACCCGCUGAAGAGAGCCACCAUCAAGGACAUCAGGGAGCACGAGUGGUUCAAACAAGAUCUGCCUGGUUACCUGUUUCCUGAGGAUCCGUCGUAUGACACCACCGUCUUGGACGAGGAGGCCGUCAAAGAAGUGUGCGACAAGUUCGAGUGCAACGAGUCCGAGGUGGUCUCCAGCCUCUACAGCGGUGAUCCUCAGGACCAACUGGCGGUGGCCUAUCACCUCAUCAUAGACAACCGUCGCAUCAUGACGCAAGCCAGCGAGUUCUACCUGGCCUCCAGCCCGCCCCAAGGCUCCUUCAUCGAGGAGGGCAUGCCGCUGCCGCCGGGCGUCAAGCCGCACCCGGAGCGGAUGCCGCCGCUGCUGGCCGACAGCCCCAAAGCGCGCUGCCCCCUAGACGCCCUCAACACCACCCGACCCAAGCCGCUGGCCGUCAAGAAGGCCAAGUGGCACCUGGGCAUCCGGAGCCAGAGCCGGCCCUACGACAUCAUGGCCGAGGUUUACCGGGCCAUGAAGCACUUGGGCUUUGACUGGAAGGUGGUGAACCCGUAUCAUCUGCGAGUGCGCAGGACAAACCCGGUGACGGGCAACCUGGUGAAAAUGAGCCUGCAGCUCUACCAGGUGGACAACAGAUCCUACCUCCUCGACUUCAAGAGCAUCGACGAUGACAUCAUCGAGGCCGCGGGCUUCAAGUCGGGAUCGUCCACCCCUCAGCGGUCGGGCUCGACGGCAGGGCUGCACCGGCCGCGCCUCAGCAUCGAUUCGGCGAGCCACGCCGCCGAAUUGCCACAGCUCAGCUCGUCCCUGCCGGGCUCGCUGUGCGGCAGCUCGCCCACGCUGGCCCCUCGCCAGGGCUCGCAUACCAUGGACUUCUUUGAGAUGUGCGCCAGUCUGAUCACCACGCUGGCCCGCUGAGAGGAGCGGAAGACAAUCAGUCUCGAUGUCAAAAGCCAGCCGAGAUCAAGACAGGACCUGAAAGGGGAGGCAGUAAAUCUUCACUUGACAAGACGGCAAAGGUCACGAAAAAGGAGACGACCUACCAUCUCUUUUCAACUGCUGGAACAACGCUUCGUCCUGUUGCUGAUCAGAGGUCAGUGUGGUGUCCGGCGUGGAUUCCUUUCUGUAUUCAAUAUGGAAAAGGCUGUUAUCCGUGUAUAUUGGAGUCAUAUCACAGUCACAAUAUGUAGCUGAACAGACAAAAUAUUAUUCAGAUUGCUAUUUAUUUUUUUGGAGAGAGAGAUUAUUUUUAGGGCAUUGAUCGCAUUAUUUAAAGGAUUUUUAUUCUCAUUGACCCGCCAUACAAAUUUCCUCCAGCUGCCUUAAAGAAAUACAAACGACUACUUAGGUAUGUGCGUGCGUAUCACUGAUGUUAUUUUUACGAAUGUAUAUUUUGGAGGAAAGUUGGCUCAAGUUGAAUCAUCCUCUUAUUUUCAA
This is a messenger RNA of Syngnathus acus (greater pipefish), 2351 nucleotides long. RefSeq names its product protein kinase, AMP-activated, alpha 2 catalytic subunit (gene prkaa2). The coding region runs from base 159 to 1832 and encodes 557 amino acids. Gene Ontology annotation, cellular component: cytoplasm. Lineage: Eukaryota; Metazoa; Chordata; Actinopteri; Syngnathiformes; Syngnathidae. The record is from RefSeq and is a predicted model, not a curated record. Gene Ontology annotation, molecular function: ATP binding; protein serine/threonine kinase activity. Gene Ontology annotation, biological process: protein phosphorylation; intracellular signal transduction. The transcript has 10 exons.